Diaporthe amygdali is the source of this 2577-nucleotide messenger RNA. Its product is annotated as exocyst complex component protein. Lineage: Eukaryota; Fungi; Ascomycota; Sordariomycetes; Diaporthales; Diaporthaceae. The record is from RefSeq and is a predicted model, not a curated record. Bases 1 to 2577 code for a protein of 858 amino acids. Gene Ontology annotation, cellular component: cytoplasm; exocyst. The transcript has 2 exons. Gene Ontology annotation, biological process: exocytosis; Golgi to plasma membrane transport.
AUGGCUGUGAACAGGGCCGAGUCCGGGUCUGGCCCGAGAGCUCUGUUCCCCCAGGGACCCAGUUUGGAAGAGAAGGACUUUUCGACCAAGGAGUUCAUCGUGAGGGACUUUAUUGACGAGCUGGCCGAGAGCGCCAUUCCUGUGAACCGGCGAUCCGCCCCUGCGACACAACCUGCUUUCGACCCAAAGCCCCUGAUCAGGACCUUUGAAAAUGCAUUAUCGCAACUGGGCGUACUCACCGAGAAGCUGGAAGAGGAGGAGUCAGGACUCCAGAACGACGUGCGCCGAGCAGAGACGCAGCACGACCGGACCCUGGAAACACUUGGUCGAAAAUUAGACCAGUCCAUGGCUCAAUUCGAAGCACUCGACUCCACUUUAAAUAGUUCCAACGGCAUUAAUGGACACGACAGGACAGCGCGAAGCGACAUAGGGGGGAACAUAGCUGUGCAGAUCGGCGAGAGGCUCGAGGAGUUGGACCGGAAGCGUAGGAGGGCGCUGGACGCCAACUUCCUGAUUCAAUGCUGGAAUGAGGUAUCCGAGACUGGGCAGCUUGGCUCAUUAGAGGAGAUGAAGAGGGUAGGCGGAGCUGAGAACAAAGUCCGUUGCGCCAACAUUGCGCGACAACUCAUGCGCAUCAGCCAGAGGUUAGAUCCCACGUCGUGGGGGCAGACGAACGGAUAUCGACGGAACGGGGUGACAAAUGGCGUGACUGGCACCAGCCGGAAGCACAACACUCGCGAAGUGCUGGAGAAGUUCUGCGAGGUUCUGGAACAGGACCUGCUCGAGCAGUUCAACAGGAGCUACCGAUCUCAGAACUUCCCCGACAUGCUGCAGUGUGCGAAGGUUCUAUUUGAUUUCAACGGAGGCAACAGCGUCGUGGCCACUUUCGUCAAUCAACACGACUUCUUUAUCAACAGAAACCAGCUUCUGGCAGACGAGGUCACCGGUGACGAUGACACUUGGGAAUUGCUUGCCGAUCCUGACAAGGAACCUCCCGGGAUCGAGCAGAGUUUACAAUCUCUAAUUGACGAAGUCAGGGUUGUCAUGCAAGAGGAGUCGUUCAUCAUCAAACAAGCCUUCCCGAUGGCGGAAACAGUUCUGAUCAAAUUCAUUCAACGAGUCUUUCAACAGUCUGUCCAACAGCGGCUGGAAAUGGUGCUUGAGAAAGCGGAUUCCGUAUCGUCGCUAGCAUUCCUGCGGUCCCUGCACUCGGCGAGAACCUACAUUGGUCAACUCAUCGAGGACCUGAAGACUCACGGACUGAUCGAUAACCCUGAGCCGUGCUCUGCGCAAAUAUCACAAACCUUGGACCAGCAGAUGGAAGAGCUUUUUGUGCCCUAUCUCGUCGGGAAUUCAUAUAUCGAAAGAGAGCGUAGGAAUCUGGAGGAGUUGUACAGCUCGCUGCUCUUCAAGUACACCAUCUUUCACUCUAGACGCAAGAAAGCACCAAGUGGUUUCAUGGCGGCUAUAGCUCAACAAGGCUCACAGCUACUGGCAUCGGCCAAAGACGUUUACUUGGAACGUCUUGAUUCAUCUGAUCUCACACCUACUCAAAAGGCAAUGAUGUUGCGGGUCGCUGGCGUUAAGGACAGCAGCGAGAACAAGAACGAAAUCGAGGUUUCUGAUGAAGACGGUGCUAUCAGCGUUCAGGUAGCUCAAAGGAUGAUGCGGUGGCUCGCAGAGAGUGUUCGCAGGACGCUCGAGCUCGGCUCCUCCACCGACACUGCGAGGGAUGUUAACAGUCUACUCAGCCUACUUCUUACCAGCAUGGGCCAGGUCUACAUCGAGACAGCUCUAGACGCCGCGCUGGACGCUUCUUCCUCGCAAGAAAAUUCGAAGGUCGAACCGGAUAUAUCCUACUUGCCCAACAUCCGACCCGCCGUCACAAUUGCGAACAUCAUGUCUCGAUUCAUACAGACUGUCAUGAUCAGGCUCGCGGAAGGGAAUGCGACCGUACGGCGGAGCAUGGAGGCUCAGGCAAAGAUGGCGAUGGAAACAAUUGAGAGAAAAACGAACAGUGUCGUCAAAAGCUCAGUAGACGUUGUGAUAAACUGGGUUACCAGGACACUGGCAACACAGCGCAAGACAGACUUCCGCCCCAAAGAUGCAGAGCUCGAGCUCAUCGCAGAGCUGUUGCAGACACCUACAUGUCAAACGAUUUGCACCUUCCUCAAACGCGUCUCCGUACUAUCGACGCAGGCCAUUGAUGGCCACAAUCUUGAGAUCUUCAGCAGUGAGCUGGCGUUGGCGAUACACAAGCUGCUCUUGGAGCACUUCAAGAAGUUCUCUGUCAACGCGACUGGUGGGUUGAUGGUGACUAAGGACCUCAACAAGUACAUCUCGACGUUGAAGGAGUGGCCCCUCACCAAGGACGUCCAGGGGAUAUUAGAUCUCCUUCCGGAGAUCGGGUACUUGUUCAUUAUUGGUCCCGAGGCGCUGAGAGAGAAGAGCAGGAACUUGGGAUCGGGCUCAGCUGCGACGGGCAAGAAGCUGACCAAGGCCGAUUUCAAGGCCAUCGUGCAGAAGAGAGAGGACUCAAGCAGUGUGGGUAUUCAGAGUGUGCUCAAUGGGCUGUAA